Molecule: messenger RNA, 939 nt
Organism: Blepharisma stoltei
Lineage: Eukaryota; Ciliophora; Heterotrichea; Heterotrichida; Blepharismidae
Source: the annotation of a GenBank genome assembly
AUGGAUUUUAAAGAAAAAGGAAGCAAAGAUGUGAGUUUUAAACACCCCAAAAUGAAGCUUCUAGCACUGCAUAUGGAUCAAAGUAUAAGCAUUAAGCUCAAAAGUUUAUAUAGCAGCAAAGGAAAAAGGCCGAAUUGUCAGUCUCCUAUUAAUGUAUCAUUUAGAAAAUCCGUUUCUCCAACUUCGAGGAAAAUAAGCAACGCGAGGGUUACUAUGGCAGAGCCUUUUAUCCACCAUAAAAAAUCGUUUACUAUGAUUAAUGUAGAAGAUUCAAAUAAGCCGACAUUAAGGAGAAACCAUCAUUUGAAUCUUUCUGCGAGGAGUUCACUUUUUGAUGAACUUGAUGAUAUAAAUGCAAUGAAAACCCCAUCAACAGUUAAAGAAGACCCAAAUCCAGAGCACAAUGUAUUAGACGAAAGCUUGGCUAAUUAUUAUUCUCAAGAUCCCUCAGUAGUAAACUCAUACUCUUCUACAACACCUAUUCAUUUCUUAUUUGCCCUUGAAACCCCAUCAUAUAGCUCACGUGUAAGUCCUAUUGAAAGAAGAAACCAAUUUUAUAGCAAAGCUAACAAUGUCUUAAACCCGAAACGAAGUGAUACCCCAACAAUUCCGACAAAAAAAGACCCUGAAGAAAAACAACAAUUUUUACCUGAAAUCAAGCUAAAAAAACAGAAAGCUUUUAAUGUAAUUAUAUAUUUAUUUUAAAUUAAAAUUAAAUUUUUUUCUGUAUAUUUUUAUUUUCUAGACAAAUUUGAGCCAAAUCAUAAAAUAUUUUAAUAAAAGCCAAUUAUUUUCAGAAUAGAUACAAAAAGAGCUUAUAAUAAAUCUGUAAGCCCACACGCAAUGGUCCACAAAAUCAAAGCCCGAAGAAACGAAAUUUCAAGAAAGCGCCCACAAGCAAUAACACCUUUUCCAGGCAGAACCUUUAAGCUGAAUUAG